GGAGAGAAAACCGUGGUUGCAUCACGCGCUGUGCAGGUUAGCCCACGCUCUUUGUUCAACAGUAAUGUGCACGUUCACGAUAUAGGAGUAGAGAAGGCAACAACACCAAACGUACCCAUUGCUCUCUCUCUCUCUUAAGCUCUGUCACGCUUUCUCUCUCUUAAAAACUUUCUUACCCGAAAAAAAAAUUGUGAAAAUUUUUCGUCUUCCGAUUAAAGAAAUUUGGCAUUCUGGUUUUCUUAUCCAAAUCACAAGGAAAGUCGCAUUUUUUUUUUUUGCUUUGGUUUCUCUGAAUUCAUAGAGGGAGAGAUUGAGAGAGAAAGAGUUUGGAACAGAUCUCUCUCUGUUCUUUCGACGCUCUCUCUCUCUCUGCGUUCUUUCGUGUUUCUGCGAAACAUCCGUCUUCUUCCAUCGAAAUUAUUCUGCAAUUAUCUUCCUUUCGUCGUUCGUUACGACUGGUAUGCGAUUUCCGAUAGUGGGUCAAGCGAGUCGGUCGAAUUUUCUCGGGGUUUCCCGUUGGCGGUCGCUUGAGUCUGGGAAAUUCUGAAAUUGAGUGCGAUUAGGGUUUGUGGGCGAUUCGGAAAUUUGGGAGGGGUUUUAGUUGCUGUUUCUGGAUUGGAACAACGGUAACUGUGAUGCUUUGAUUGAUCCUGAAUCUUCUGAACGGAAAUGAUUAUCAAACGGAAAUUGAAAACCCGAAUGCCGAGUUUGAAACGGUGCAAAUUCGGCAACUCGGCGAGUGAUGACGACGACGGCGGAGGCACGGCGGUGGCUCGGAAGAAGAGAAAGGUAAACUUGGGUUGUUACUAUCCACUCAACCUUCUCGGAGUGGUUGCCGCCGGGAUUGUUCCGGUGAACCUCAAUGGGGGCAUUCGCAGUCCCAGAGAGAAGGAAUUCGCUGCUUCGUGGUGCACCGAAGUUUCGUGCUCUCCCGGCGAGGUUGAGUCAAAGUCCAAUGGAAGACCGGAUUCCGGCCGUGGGAGUGUCCGGGCGGCUGAGGUUUCGCGUCCUCCGCUUGUUCGAACAUCGAGGGGACGAGUUCAGGUACUUCCUUCUCGGUUUAACGACUCUGUUAUUGAGAAUUGGAGGAAGGAGAGCAAAACGAGUAGUGUUCAGGAUUAUGAGGAAGAAGCAGAAUGCAGAAAGGUGAAGCCUAGUUUUCGGGUUCCAAAAGCUAGUAACCAUGUGUUGAAAAGUAAGCACCCCAAAGAAAAAUCUGGUCGUAGCGACCACAAGUAUAGUGAAUUGUGUGAAGAAGAGGAGGAUGAUGACUGUGAACAGGGCGUUGGAUACAACAGUUCUUACAUGAAGAAGUAUAUGAGUUCACGUAGCACGCUUACUUCCAUUAACGAGCAAAAGUUCAUCGAAGAUGAACCACGUCUUCCUGUUGAGAGAUUGCAGGAAGAUGAGAACCAUACGAAGAAAGAUGGGAUUUAUGGGCCGGAGGACUUCUAUUCGGGUGACUUGGUUUGGGCAAAAUCGGGGACAAAAGAGCCAUUUUGGCCUGCCAUUGUUAUUGAUCCAAUGACACAAGCACCCGAGCUUGUUUUGCGUGCUUGUGUACCAGAUGCAGCCUGUGUAAUGUUCUUUGGUCACUCUGGGAAUGAGAACGAAAGGGAUUAUGCAUGGGUGAGAAGGGGGAUGAUCUUCCCUUUCGUGGAUUAUGUAGGCAGGUUCCAAGAUCAGUCUGAAUUGCAUGGAUGCAACCCUCCUGAUUUUCAGAUGGCAUUGGAAGAAGCGUUUUUGGCAGAACAAGGAUUCACAGAGAAGUUGAUGCAGGAUAUUAACAUGGCUGCUGGUAACCCAACUUUUGACGAUUCCAUCUAUAGAUGGGUUCAAGAGGCCACAGGUUCAAACCAGGAUCUUGACUUUCACACUUCUAACCAGGACAUAUUCAAGAAAUACAGAGAUCCACAAGCCUGUGAAGGAUGUGGAACGAUUCUUUCUUUUAAGGUGGCAAAACAAAUAAAAGCUCUGAUUCCUGGAGAUCAGUUAUUGUGUAAAACAUGUUCUAGGUUGACAAAAUCCAAGCACUAUUGCGGUAUAUGCAAGAAGAUAGAGAAUCAUUUGGACAGUCAAAGCUGGGUGCGUUGCGAUGGCUGUAAGGUUUGGGUACAUGCAACGUGUGACCACAUAUCACGCAACCAUUUUAAGGAUUUGGAGGGAACAGAUUACUAUUGCCCUACCUGCAGAGCAAAAUUUAACUUCGAACUAUCCGAUUCAGAAAAAAGAGACUCAAAAUCCAAACUUGGCAAAAGCAGUGGCCGUAUGGUGCUUCCUGACAAGGUUGUCGUUAUCUGCUCUGGAGUGGAAGGCAUAUAUUUUCCAAGCCUUCAUUUAGUUGUAUGUAAGUGUGGUUUAUGCGGGCCGGAAAGGAAAGCACUUAGUGAAUGGGAAAGGCAUACCGGUUCAAAAGCAAGAAACUGGAAGACCAGUGUGAAAGUUAAAAGCUCCAAGCUACCACUUGAAGAAUGGAUGUUGAAAGUAGCAGAGUUUCAUGCGAAUGCCACUGCAGAGAAACCCCCUAGAAGACCUUCUGUAAAGGAGAGAAAGCAACGAUUGCUUGCAUUUCUGAGAGAGAAGUAUGAGCCCGUCAAUGCAAGGUGGACGACAGAGCGAUGUGCAGUUUGCAGAUGGGUUGAAGACUGGGACUAUAACAAGAUCAUUAUCUGCAACAGAUGUCAGAUAGCAGUCCAUCAAGAAUGCUACGGGGCAAGAAAUGUUCAUGAUUUCACAUCAUGGGUCUGCAAAGCAUGCGAGACACCUGAUAUUAAGCGGGAAUGUUGUCUCUGUCCUGUAAAAGGAGGUGCUUUGAAGCCAACUGAUGUGGAGACACUGUGGGUUCAUGUGACGUGUGCUUGGUUUCAGCCCGAAGUAUGUUUUGCAAGCGAUGAGAAAAUGGAACCGGCUGUGGGGAUUCUGAGUAUUCCAUCGAGUAAUUUUGUGAAGAUUUGUGUGAUAUGCAAACAAAUACACGGAUCGUGCACUCAGUGUUGUAGAUGCUCUACUUACUACCAUGCCAUGUGUGCCUCCAGGGCUGGUUAUAGGAUGGAGUUGCAUUGUUUGGAGAAAAAUGGUAGACAGAUAACGAGGAUGGUGUCAUACUGCUCUUAUCACAGGGCUCCAAACCCGGACACAGUGUUAAUUAUACAAACUCCUUCAGGAGUCUUCUCGGCCAAAAGCCUCGUUCAAAACAAAAAGAAAGGUGGUUCAAGACUUAUUUCAUCAAACAGAUUCGAGGCUGAAGAAUCACCAGAAGAAGAUACCAUAAUAUGUGACUCGUUUUCAGCUGCCCGUUGUCGAAUAUUUAAAAGAAAGAUCAAUAGCAAGAAGAGGACGGAAGAAGAAGCCAUCCCUCUCCACGUUAGGGGACUGAGCCAUCAUCCUUCAGAAGCGAUACAAACACUGAACACAUUCAGGCACGUGGCAGAAGAACCCGAAUCAUUUUCGUCUUUCAGAGAACGGCUUAACUACUUGCAGAGGACAGAAAUGGAUCGGGUAUGCUAUGGGCGAUCUGGGAUACACGGGUGGGGCCUCUUUGCAAGAAGGAAUAUACAAGAGGGAGAAAUGGUACUUGAAUACAGAGGGGAACAGGUGAGAAGAAGCAUUGCAGACCUAAGGGAAGCACGUUAUCGUAGAGAAGGGAAAGAUUGUUAUCUCUUCAAGAUCAGUGAGGAAGUAGUGGUGGACGCAACAGAUAAAGGGAACAUAGCUAGACUUAUCAACCAUUCGUGCAUGCCGAAUUGCUACGCGAGGAUAAUGAGCGUAGGAGUUGAUGAUGAAAGCCGGAUCGUACUCAUCGCUAAGACCACCGUCUCUACUGGCGAAGAGCUAACGUAUGAUUACUUGUUUGAUCCGAACGAGCCUGAUGAAUUCAAGGUGCCAUGUCUCUGUAAAGCCCCCAACUGCAGGAAAUUCAUGAAUUAGAGAGAAUCUGGUGUGGCUUUCUACACACAGAUGAUCAUUCCCUGCUGCUGCUGCUGCUGGAAGGAGGGGAGGAGGAGGAAGGCUUGUAUUGUUUUCAUCCGCAAGGACGUAAACUCUUUUUUCAUUUUCCUUAUUCCCGACCACAACAACAACAAUCGUAUAGGCUUUAUUUCAUUCUCUCUGAGGCUGAUGGAACAAGAGCAGCUUCCGGUAGGGUUUUUUUAGUCUCUUACUCUGGAUUUCAGUGUAUAGGUCUCUCCCUCCUUUGUCACCUCUUUUUCUUUAAUGUCACACCAUCUUUCCUUA
Molecule: messenger RNA, 4233 nt
Organism: Tarenaya hassleriana
Lineage: Eukaryota; Viridiplantae; Streptophyta; Magnoliopsida; Brassicales; Cleomaceae
Product: histone-lysine N-methyltransferase ATX5-like
Exons: 24
Coding region: 670-3927 (1085 amino acids)
Biological process (GO): regulation of transcription by RNA polymerase II
Molecular function (GO): protein binding
Source: RefSeq, a predicted model, not a curated record